Messenger RNA from Colletotrichum fioriniae, 810 nucleotides. RefSeq lists its product as uncharacterized. Lineage: Eukaryota; Fungi; Ascomycota; Sordariomycetes; Glomerellales; Glomerellaceae. The record is from RefSeq and is a predicted model, not a curated record.
AUGGCAGCGAGUCGCAAGAGAUCAAAACCAGGAUCAGACACCACCACCACCAGCUGCAAAGCAACACUAGCUUCCAUCAACUUCAACGACAGACCACCACAGCCCACAACAAUCAUCUCACUACCCAAAAAUGAAGACGAAGUCGAGACCCUCCUCGAAAAGACGAGCGCCCUCGCCGACGUAGUCUCCCACAACCGCAGCCUAGCCGUCUAUACCGCCUUCGCAGCAACGCCCAACCCCAAACGCGACCCCGUCGCCAUCGCCAAGAGGGAAGCCGACGUGCGCGAGCUUGAAAUGUACGACCGUUUCGAACAGAUCGGCUGCCAGCCGCAGCCCUGGAUGAAGCUCGACGUGCUCAAGGACGUGAAGCCGCUCGACAGGGAGAACAAGAAGACGGCGGCGCGGUACGAGGAUAUGGCGUCCUGUGUCGACGAGGUGUGUGGCACAACGGGCGCAACGAAAGAAAACGUGGCGUGGAUCGUGGAGAAUAGGGAGGUUGUGCUGCCGCUCGUCAAGUUUUAUCUGAGGAUUAAGAGGGCGAGGAGGAAUCUUUCGGGUGGGCAGGCGAGUCUUUCGAGUAACGAGCUGGCCGAGUACCAGACGGUGCGCAAGAUUCGGAGUGUUUUGGGGGUGAGGAUGCAAAAGUUUCGGAUGGAGAAGGCUUCGGAGAGGAGGUUGAGGGGGUAUGAUGUUGUUCUGUUGAGGAGACAAAAUGAGAUGAAUGCUAUUUUGAAGGGGCAGCGGGAUCGGGAUGGGAAGAGUGAUGAUGGGUUUGCUGCUGAUGGGGGAGAGAAUCAUGUCGACCUCUAA